GCUCACCAGACAACAGACAGCUCACCAGACAAGACACAGCUCACGAGACAACAGACAGCUCACGAGACAACAGACAGCUUACGAGACAACAGACAUCUCUGCACAGCAUUUAAAGUUGGAACAGAAACACACUUUGACUCUGCUCAUAACGUCUGCAAGAAGCCACAAUGAACAGACAAAAUUCUGGACCAGGACUGGUGACCGGCCCACCUUACACCACAACCACUGAGCUUAUUGCCCUGUGCUGGGGCUUUAAAUCCCUGCAGCUCGAACAUACCAAGCUCAAGGAGGAUUUUAAUCAACUGCAGCAACUCCUGGAAGAUGAAACAAAAGGAAAAAUGGAGGGAUUAAUGGAACUAAAAGAGGUAAAGAAAGAAUUAGAAGUAGAGAGGAAGAAAAAACAGUGUGCAGAGAAUAUAAAUUCAAAACUGCUGGAGGUACAAGAAGCCCUGGAAGAAGCAUUGGAAUAUGUUGAAAAGGAGAGAAAAAUUGACUAUGAAAAUGCAAAAACCAAAGAAGAACUUGUUAGUAAGGAACUUUCAGAGGUGAGCAUUUUAGAAGAGGAGAGAAGAAGACGAGAGCAGGCCGAGGAGGAAAUACAAACUAUAAAAAAUAAACUGUUGGAAAUGCAGCAAAUGUUAAAACCAGAAAAAGAGGCAAAACUAACGGCCCAAAAAGAACUGGAAAAUCUAAAUAAGGACUUGUUGGGAUUCCAAGAAGCACUGGAAGAAAAGAGACAACAACUUCAAGUAGCAAGAACAGAAAUAGAAGACCUGAAACAAGCUUUAUUGGCAACACAACAGGAACUAAUGGACGCGAAACUAGACAUUUUUAUAGAGACAACCCUGGAGGAGACUGAAGACACAGAGAAAGGACAUAAAGCAGCGUUGAAACAGCUGAAACAGCAGCACAAGGAUGCCAAAAAGACUUUAAAAGAGAAAACGAAAGUGGCAAAAAGGAAGCUGAAAGCAAAAGUCCAAGAGGGAGAGCAGAAAAUAAUUAACAGACUUAAAGAGCUAAAGCAGUAACAGAAGAAGAAAAAAACUAACAAGAUGUGAAUUCACCUUCCUCCUUCUCCUCAUCCUUCCCUCCCUCUCCUCCUACCACCCCUUUCUCUUUCUCACUCCUAAUCUCCC
Archocentrus centrarchus (flier cichlid) is the source of this 1136-nucleotide messenger RNA. RefSeq names its product myosin-9-like. Bases 168 to 1028 code for a protein of 286 amino acids. The transcript is spliced from 2 exons. Lineage: Eukaryota; Metazoa; Chordata; Actinopteri; Cichliformes; Cichlidae. The record is from RefSeq and is a predicted model, not a curated record.